This is a messenger RNA of Oncorhynchus nerka (sockeye salmon), 3414 nucleotides long. RefSeq lists its product as uncharacterized. The coding region runs from base 822 to 1943 and encodes 373 amino acids. The transcript is spliced from 6 exons. Lineage: Eukaryota; Metazoa; Chordata; Actinopteri; Salmoniformes; Salmonidae. The record is from RefSeq and is a predicted model, not a curated record. Gene Ontology annotation, molecular function: protein binding.
UGGCAUUCAAGCCAAAGAGUUCAAUCUUGUUUCUCAUGGUCUCAUUUCUAAAAACCUGUUUUUGCAUUGUCAUUAUCUGGUAUUGUGUGUAUAUCGACGAGGAAAUAAGGUUAUUUAAUCCAUUUCAGAUUAAGGCUGUAACGUAACAAAAUGUGCAAAAAAAGUCAAGGGGUCUGAAUACUUUCCCGAAAUAUCCAUGUUUCAUUCUAGACACCAGAAGUCAAAAUCAAGGUCUAUAGGUCUCCAGACCUUAUGCAAAGUUGGUAGAGACUUGUCAAAUAAGUAACUGCUGCCAAAAGAUUGACUCAAAGGUCAACCGUGAGAUUACUACCUACAAUAGGAAAUGUGACAUAGCUACGAUGACACACAUGGCUGCUGCACGAGAGAUCUGAGCCCCAGGUAACAGGAGGAAGAAACGUUCUGCAACGUGGGAAACCGGUUGCUCGCUGGGCCCCUCCUACUUCCGUCGUGCUGGACGUAAGCCAUGUCUGACAGCCCCACCCACGUUCUUCCAUUACGCCCGCUGUGGGAGUAUAUCAAUACUGGAAAGACAGAAACAGGCUCAGAAAGAAAGAGAAGGAGACAGAGACAGAGACAGAAACAGGCUCAGAAAGAAAGAGAAGGAGACAGAGACAGAGACAGAAACAGGCUCAGAAAGAAAGAGAAGGAGACAGAGACAGAGACAGAAACAGGCUCAGAAAGAAAGAGAAGGAGACAGAGACAGAGACAGCGAAAGAAAGACAGAGAGAGACAGAGAAAUGGACCGAGAGUGCAUCACACGAGGGGUCAGGAGGAGAUGAAUAGAUCUACCCAACGGACCCAUGGACCUUUUUGACCCCUCACCCCUGCAGCGAUUGGCUCUCCUGGUGUUGUGGCAGGGCCUGGCGUUGGGACUGAGCAGCUCUGCCUUGCGGUACCAAGUGGAGAGGAGAGACAGAGACAGGGCUGUGACCUGGAUCCAGGCCAGGCGGUUCUGUCAGAGGUACAGGCAUUACGUUGACCUGGCUGUCCUAAGCACCCAGGACCAGUACCAGUUCCUUCUGCAGACCAUGGCUGCUGGUGAGAGGGACACCUUCUGGCUGGGUCUGCAGCCCCACACUGCCCCUGGUGGCUGGAGGUGGAAGUGGGUGGAUGGCCAGGGGCUGAGCUAUGAUCGCUGGUACAUAAAAAGUCCUGGACCUGGACUCUGUGGUUGUCUGGAGACCAGCCUCAAAGGGGAGAAUAAACUACUGUCCAGAUCCUGUGGCGAGACCGUGGAACGACAUGGUUUCAUCUGCCAAGGCGCUGUACCCCCCGAGCGGCUAAAGGCGGAGUCUGAAGGGACUGAUCAUGUGACUGUGCAUUGGGACACGCCCCCUCUGAUGCAGACAGCUGAUCAUAGCUACAGAAUUACCACAUGUAGCUUCCAGCAUCACCCUCAUCUUUCUCUCCUCCACCCUUCACUCCCUCCUUGCCACACCCCUCCUCUUUUCCUCUGUCCUUUCCCCCACCCCCCUCAUCCCACCACCCCAUGUUGCGUCCUCCACCUCCCCUACUCCAACAGCUCCACCUCCCACUCCACCCGGAUCUCUGGCCUAACCCCGGGAACCCAGUACACCAUCAGCGUUGCCACAGUGAUCACGCGCCCAGAUCCUGUCACCGGUGACAACGUCACCACCGACAGUGACCCAGUCACGGUGACCGUCAAAACAAUAGGUGGCGGUGGUGGGCAGCAGGUGGUUGCCAUGGUACUGAGUGUGGUCAAGUUCAUCUAUCUGGCUGUCUUACUCUGUUUACUUUACCUCAUCCUGAAGAGAAAUGCUGUCCAGGCUCCUGAACUUGAUCUGGAAUCAGUAGAACUCCCUACUGAAGAAGAAUACAUUUUAGACAUGAUUAAAACUGGUCCUACAUCAGUUGAAUUCCCUAAUGAAGAAUGCAUUGUUGAGCUGCCACCUGAAGAAUAAUGAAUUGUCUGACUAGAACUGGUUCUAGGUCAGUGGUGCCUCCUCCUGGAGAAUGCAUUGUUGAGCUGCCACCUGAAGAAUAAUGAAUUGUCUGACUAGAACUGGUUCUAGAUCAGUGGUGCCCACUCCUGGAGAAUGCAUUGUUGAGCUGCCACCUGAUUACAACUGGUUGUAGAUCAGAAAACAGCAGCUCUACCUGCCAAAUCUACCAGCUUUUCUUGAUAGUGUAAAGAUUAAGGGAGAAUAUAAAUACAAGCUGCAGACAGUAUGCGUUAUUAGUCUUGAUACAUACUUAUAAACAAAAUAGUUUUAUCUUAACAAGAUAUACCUGUUUAACUAUAAGUUUUUAGAAAAGUAUGGAUAAACACUUAAGUGCAAAGUAGAUUUGUUAUUCUCGACAAGGAAUUAAUAAGCAUUGAGAAUGAGUUAAGCUGCCUCUUUAAUAAACAGGUUAGAAAAAUAGGUAUUUUGACCUCAAUACGACGUUUAGAAAAGUAUUUUAUUUAUUUAUUUUAUGUUUUACCACACAUUGUCAGUAGUCAUGAUUUUCAUGCUGGGUAUGGAAACAUGUUGCCUCCUUAUGCAUAUAGAUAGGAGAAAUGUACAUUAGUUGUAUGUCAUAAAGUAUGUAAUAUAUAUAGCCUUAGUUCACAAAUGACACCCUAUUCCCUACAUAGUGCACUACUUUAGACCAGAUCCUUAUGGCACCGUAUUCUCUACAUAGUGCCCUACGUAGCAAAAAGGAUGAAAUUUGAGAUGCAGACAAAGGGAAAUAACAAGUGAAAGGUGAAAAGCCCAUGAAAAUGAUUUUUGUAUGAAUUAUUUAGCUUUUUGUUAAAAUGAUUUAGCUUUUUGUCUGAAUGAUUUAGCGUUUUGUCUGAAUGAUUUAGCUUUUUGUUAAAAUGAUUUAGCUUUUUGUCUGAAUGAUUGAGCUUUUUGUUAAAAUGAUUUAGCUUUUUGUUAAAAUGAUUUAGCUUUUUGUCUGAAUGAUUGAGCUUUUUGUUAAAAUGAUUUAGCUUUUUGUUAAAAUGAUUUAGCUUUUUGUUAAAAUGAUUUAGCUUUUUGUCUGAAUGAUUGAGCUUUUUGUUAAAAUGAUUUAGCUUUUUGUUAAAAUGAUUUAGCUUUUUGUCUGAAUGAUUGAGCUUUUUGUUAAAAUGAUUUAGCUUUUUGUCUGAAUGAUUUAGCUUUUUGUAUGAAUGAUUGAGCUUUUUGUUAAAAUGAUUUAGCCUUUUGUUCAAAUGAUUUAUCUUUUUGUAGACAUUAUUUAGCUUUUUGAACGAUUGACUUCAUUGUUGGCAUUUUGUCUUCUUCAACAAAACGUAUGAGUGGCUUAACAGCCUAACAUUGUAACAGGGUACUUCUAUAUUAGAAAUUUAACAGUAAAGUAACUUUUUGUGUUCUGGAAUUGACUGAGGUUCAUUUGUACUGCUCAAAUACUACUUUAGUCAAUAAAUAAACUCGUUGAACUUGU